ACAACGUAAUUAAAACAAAGAGGUGUUAUGUGGCUCGUCACUACUUGUUACCGCUGAUUAAGGAUAAAUUCAGAUACCAAAUGAUUAUAAAAAUACUAACAUAAAAAAGUAGUAUACAUAUCUAUUCAUUAUUAAUUUUAUGUUCCUUCUAAAUUUUUACUAUCUAUGUCUAAUUUUCUUCAAUUAUUUCCACAGCUGCAAAUUCAAAACUUUUUCGAGAGUACAUUGGUGCAGAAUCAUCCUCUGUGAAGUUCACUGACGUACCAAUAAAUUCAAACGUCGAAUUCCAUUUCAUGUUAGCAUUUGCCAUCUAUUAUAAUUACCACAGCUCAAAUCCUUCACCAACAAAUGGAAAAUUUAACAUUUUUUGGGAAAAAAAUCAUCUUAACCCUACAGAAAUUGCCUCAAUAAAAUCUCGUUAAAAAUGUAAAAAUGGCGGUCAGCUUAGGAGGUGACACGGUAGGUGACAACAAGCACAUUUAUUUUAAACCUAAGUCGAUUAAUUCUUGGUUAGAUAAUGCAAUCUCUUCGUUGUCAUCUAUGCUCGAAGAGUACAACAUUGAUGGAAUUGACUUUGAUUAUGAACAUUUUUUGGGCGCGGACACUAAUUCAUUUGCAGAAUGUAUAGGACAGCUCAUCACGAAGCUUAAGAAAAGUGGGAAAAUACAAUUUUCUUCGAUUGCUCCGUAUGAAGGUAGUGCAGUACAAAGUCAUUAUAAGACUUUGUGGAAAAAAUAUGGGCAUGUGAUUGACUAUGUUAAUUUCCAAUUUUAUGCUUAUGAUAAAAUUGAUGUGCCACAAUAUGUGAAGUAUUUUAAUGAACAAAGUUCUAAUUAUGAAGGUGGUCAAAUUCUUGCUAGUUUUGUGAAUAGGGGUGGUGGUGGUUUGGGAUCUAAAGAUGGAUUUUUUGAAGCUUGUAAAUAA
Capsicum annuum is the source of this 924-nucleotide messenger RNA. RefSeq names its product chitinase 2-like. Lineage: Eukaryota; Viridiplantae; Streptophyta; Magnoliopsida; Solanales; Solanaceae. Gene Ontology annotation, biological process: carbohydrate metabolic process. Gene Ontology annotation, molecular function: hydrolase activity, hydrolyzing O-glycosyl compounds. The record is from RefSeq and is a predicted model, not a curated record. The transcript has a single exon. The coding region runs from base 433 to 924 and encodes 163 amino acids.